AUGGCCAAUAAACAGUCCACCGCUAAACUGGUUUCUCUGAAGAAACCAAAUGAUUCCAAAGUACAAAAGAAGCAACCACCAGCUGAACAAGUAGAGGAAGAUUUGCAAUUACCCUCGUCAUCAUCGGAAGAUGAGGAAGACGAUGAUGAAGAGGAAGAUAAACAAGAGGAGCAAGUAUAUGGGUUAUCAAGUGAUGAAGAAGACGACGACGAUGAAGAGGAACAAGAAAUUUCUCAAGAUGAAGAGACGAUAACACAAUCAAUCCAACCAAAUGUGUCUGGUCACAGAGUAAAUAAAGUCAUAUCUAAAACUACAACUUCCGAUUCUAACACCAAACCCAAAGCAGCCAAAACUGGUGUCAUAUAUAUAGGUAGACUCCCUCAAGGAUUCCAAGAACCAGAAUUAAAGACAUAUUUCCAACAAUUUGGUCCAAUUAAACAAUUGAUAUUACCUCGUAACAAAAAGUCUGGUAAAUCAAAACAUUUUGCUUAUAUUGAAUUUGAAUCAGUUGAAGUGGCCAAGAUAGCAGCAGAAACAAUGAACAAUUAUUUGUUAUUUGGUCAUUUGCUCAAAUGUGAAUAUGUUGAAAAUCCUCACAAAGAUGUAUUCAAAAACGCUAAUCGUAAGUUUAAAGUUGUACCAAUUCAUAAAAUCGUCAAGGAUAAACACGAUAAACCAAAGACCAAAGAAGAAUGGGAGAUCAUUGUACAGAAAUUUGAAGAAUCGAAGAAGAAUAAAGUUGAAGAAUUGAAAAGUAAGGGAAUUGAUUAUGAUUUAAACGCAUUAUUGAAUGAAGCGUAG
Messenger RNA from Lodderomyces orthopsilosis Co 90-125, 801 nucleotides. RefSeq names its product rRNA-binding ribosome biosynthesis protein (gene NOP15). The record is from RefSeq and is a predicted model, not a curated record. Gene Ontology annotation, cellular component: nucleolus. The transcript has a single exon. Gene Ontology annotation, molecular function: RNA binding. NCBI's taxonomy places the organism in Eukaryota, Fungi, Ascomycota, Pichiomycetes, Serinales, Debaryomycetaceae. The coding region runs from base 1 to 801 and encodes 266 amino acids. Gene Ontology annotation, biological process: maturation of LSU-rRNA from tricistronic rRNA transcript (SSU-rRNA, 5.8S rRNA, LSU-rRNA).